AUGAAAGUGACGAGAUAUAAGAAAGCUAGUAAGAGGAUCAACUUCUUCAUCAAUAACUUUGGCUAUCAUCCUCCAAUUCAAGUGCUUAUCGAUGGAACUUUUUGUUUUGCUGCAAUAAAGAACAAGCUAUUGAUUGAAGAGCAGCUAAAGAAUUACAUUCAAAUGGAACUGAGAGUGCUUACAACGCCAUGCAUGAUCAUGGAAACAGACAAAUUAGGCCACAAAUUCAUUCAAGUUUCUAAAAAGCUCAAAAGUAUGCAACUCAAUAAAUGUGGACAUGAGAAGAAUCCAUUGACUGGAUCUGAAUGCAUCAAGUCAUUAGUGAAGGAUAAUCGAUAUAUAAUUGCUACACAAGACAGAGAUCUUCAGGAAUGGAUUAGAAAACAAAUUGGAAUUGCUUUACUGUAUCUUCACAAUGUUGUUCCAACUUUAGAGGAACCGUCAUUAGCCACAAGAAAUUACAUAGAUAGAAAAUCAAAGAAAUCAUUAAAUGUAUCAAGUUUUGAAGGUGAACAGCUAGUACAAUUGAAAAAGAAGGAAGGCAUUGUUGAGAUCAAGAAAGUGACAAAAGUGAAGCUUAAAAAGAGGAAAGGUCCAAAUCCACUGUCCUGCAAAAAGAAACAGUCAAAAGACAGCAGUCAAAUCACUGGAAUUAAGAAUAAGGCAAUCAAUAAGAAUAAGAAUAAGAAAAAAAUUCUUAAAAAUGUAAAAUUGGAAAUAAAAAAAGCUUAA
Molecule: messenger RNA, 732 nt
Organism: Chironomus riparius
Lineage: Eukaryota; Metazoa; Arthropoda; Insecta; Diptera; Chironomidae
Source: the annotation of a GenBank genome assembly